Ziziphus jujuba (common jujube) is the source of this 1228-nucleotide messenger RNA. Its product is annotated as isoeugenol synthase 1. Gene Ontology annotation, molecular function: oxidoreductase activity. NCBI's taxonomy places the organism in Eukaryota, Viridiplantae, Streptophyta, Magnoliopsida, Rosales, Rhamnaceae. The transcript is spliced from 5 exons. The coding region runs from base 87 to 1043 and encodes 318 amino acids. The record is from RefSeq and is a predicted model, not a curated record.
AUCAAAAUUCAAAAUAUAAGCUUUUGAGAGGUAUAGCCAUUAAUAUUACUUUUUUCCCUAUAGAGAAAGAAGAGAGAGAGCUAGCCAUGGCUUCGGAAAAGAGCAAGAUUCUGAUAUUUGGUGCAACUGGGUAUCUUGGGAAAUACAUGGUUAAAGCAAGUGUUUCUGCGGGUCACCCAACUUUUAUCUAUGUCCGACCCAUCAAACCCAAUACCGAUCCUUCUAAGCUUCAGCUUCACAAAGAGUAUGAAUCCAUGGGAGUCACCAUAUUCCAAGGUGAAUUGGAGGAGCACGAGAAGCUUGUCGACGUGCUCCGGCAAGUGGACGUGGUGAUAUCUACUUUGGCUGCUCCUCAACACCUUGAACAGUUCAAGAUCAUCAAAGCCAUGGAAGAGGCUGGUAAUAUCAAGAGAUUUGUGCCAUCCGAAUUUGGAAACGAAGUAGACAGAGUGAGCGGUUUGCCGCCGUUUGAGGCACUGUUGGAAAACAAGAGGAAGGUGAGAAGAGCGACGGAGGCGGCCGGAAUUCCAUUUACUUACGUGGCGGCCAAUUCUUUUGCUGCUUAUUUUGUUGAUUAUUUGCUUCAUCCCGGUGAAAAAAUCCAAGAAGUCAUUGUCUAUGGAUCCGGUGAAGCCAAGACGGUUUUGAAUUAUGAGGAAGAUGUGGCUGCGUACACAGUAAAAGCAGCAACAGAUGAGAAGGUAGCCAAUAGGGUGAUGGUUUACAGGCCACCAGGGAAUAUUGUCUCUCAAUUGGAUCUCAUCUCUUCCUGGGAGAAAAAGACUGGACUUACCCUCAAGAGAACACAUGUUCCUGAAGAGGAAAUCAUCAAGCUCUCUGAAACUUUACCUUUCCCAGACAAUAUACCAGUUGCUAUACUUCACAAUAUAUUCAUAAAAGGAGAUCAGACAAGCUUUGAACUCACUGAAGAUGACUUGGAAGCUUCUAGGUUAUAUCCUGAUUACAAGUAUACUUCUAUUGAUGAAUUCCUUGACAUUUGCUUGGUUGCCCCUCCCAAGCCCAAACUAGCAGCAUUUGCAUGAGUUUUCUACUUUAUUCAUUUUCAUUACCUAGCUAAUUUCCUACACAUAUUAUACAUAAUUUUGUAUCCUUUUGAGGAAUAUGGGUAAUGUUUUUUGACUUGUUGUAUGCGAAUUACUUGUGUCAUACUCCUGUCACACUCCACUAGAGAGUCUAUGUGAAGAAUAAUAUCAUCUUUGCUUUUCAA